Molecule: messenger RNA, 1356 nt
Organism: Physella acuta
Lineage: Eukaryota; Metazoa; Mollusca; Gastropoda; Physidae
Source: RefSeq, a predicted model, not a curated record
AUGUCAUUCAAUACCCCCAAAUACCUGGACCAGCCCCCAAAUACCUGGACAGACCCCCAAAUACCUGGACAGACCCCCAUAUACCUGGACAGACCCCCAAAUACCUGGACAGACCCCCAAAUACCUGGACAGACCCCCAAAUACCUGGACAGACCCCCAAAUACCUGGACAGACCCCCAAAUACCUGGACAGACCCCCAAAUACCUGGACAGACCCCCAAAUACCUGGACAGACCCAAAAUACCUGGACAGACCCCCAAAUACCUGGACAGACCCCCAAAUACCUGGACAGACCCCCAAAUACAUGGACAGACCCCCAAAUACCUGGACCAACCCCCAAAUACCUGGACAGACCCCCAAAUACCUGGACAGACCCCCAAAUACCUGGACAGACCCCCAUAUACCUGGACAGACCCCCAAAUACCUGGACAGACCCCCAAAUACCUGGACAGACCCCCAAAUACCUGGACAGACCCCCAAAUACCUGGACAGACCCCAAAUACCUGGACAGACCCCCAAAUACCUGGACAGACCCCCAAAUACCUGGACAGACCCCAAAUACCUGGACAGACCCCAAGUAACUGGACAGACCCCAAAUACCUGGACAGACCCCCAAAUACCUGGACAGACCCCCAAAUACCUGGACAGACCCCAAAUACCUGGACAGACCCCAAGUAACUGGACAGACCCCAAAUACCUGGACAGACCCACCAAAUACCUGGACAGACCCCAAAUACCUGGACAGACCCCAAGUAACUGGACAGACCCCAAAUACCUGGACAGACCCACCAAAUACCUGGACAGACCCCCAAAUACAUGGACAGACCCCAAAUACCUGGACAAACCCCAAAUACCUGGACAGACCCCAAAUACCUGGACAUGCACCCAAAUACCUGGACAGACCCCCAAAUACCUGGACAGACCCCAAAUACCUGGACAGACCCCCAAAUACCUGGACAGACCCCCAAAUACCUGGACAGACCCCCAAAUACAUGGACAGACCCCAAAUACCUGGACAGACCCCCAUAUACCUGGACAGACCCCCAAAUACCUGGACCAACCCCCAAAUACCCGGACAUGCACCCAAAUACCUGGACAGACCCCCAAAUACCUGGACAGACCCCCAAAUACCUGGACAGACCCCCAAAUACCUGGACAGACCCCCAAAUACCUGGACAGACCCCCUAAUACAUGGACAGACCCCCAAAUACCUGGCAGACCCCCAAAAACCCGGACAGACCCCAAAUACCUGGACAGACCCCCAAAUACCUGGACAUGCACCCAAAUACCUGGACAGACCCCAAAUACCUGGACAUGCCCACAAAUGCCUGGAAAGAACCCCCAUAUACCUAUAUAG